This is a messenger RNA of Rotaria sordida, 1005 nucleotides long. NCBI's taxonomy places the organism in Eukaryota, Metazoa, Rotifera, Eurotatoria, Philodinida, Philodinidae. The record is from the annotation of a GenBank genome assembly.
AUGACAUCUAUUAUUCGGCCACGUCUUUUAAUAAACAAUCAAAUACCUUCACAAUUUAUUCGUGCACUCGAACCUGUUUUUGAUCUUGAUUAUCAAGAUAUAGCUACACCUGUAUCUCAAGAACAAAUUUUAUCUCGUAUUCGUGCUCAACCACCGGAUGCAAUGCUUCUUUUUGGAAAAAUACUAAUUGACAAAGAGUUAUUAUCGAUAGCAGGAGAUAAACUUAAAAUGGUAGCGACGACUUCAGUUGGAUAUGAUCAUAUCGAUGUAAAGGAAUGUCAAAAUCGCGGUAUUUCUAUUGGAUAUGCACCAGGUGUAAUAGCUGAUGUCGUAGCAGAUUUAGCUGUUACAUUAUUAUUAGUAACGUCAAAAAGAAUUAAUGAAGCAAUGCGAGCUGUUAGAAAUGGUGAAUGGGGCACAUCAUCUGAUAUAGGAUGGAUGUGUGGUAAACCUUUGGCUAAUUCAACCAUUGGAAUUGUUGGUUUAGGUCAUAUUGGUUUAGCUAUUGCGCGUCGUUUACAACCAUUUUCUAUUCAACGUAUUCUUUAUUGUGGUAAACAUGAAAAACAAUUUGAUUCGGAAAAUGAUAAAAAAUUAUUUCAAUUUGUUCAAUUUGAAGAAUUAUUGCGUCUAUCUGAUUUCGUUAUUAUUGCAUGUGCGUUAAAUGAUGAAACACGAAAUAUGUUUAAUAGAAAAGCUUUUGAGCAAAUGAAAAAUGAUGCUAUUUUAGUUAAUAUUGCACGAGGAGGUAUUAUAGAUCAAGAUGCACUUUAUGAUGCAUUAAAAAAUGGUCAAAUUCAAGCUGCAGGUUUGGAUGUUACUGUACCUGAACCAUUGCCUACAGAUCAUCCUCUUUUAACACUCGAUAAUUGUAUCAUAGUGCCACAUAUUGGUGGUGGUGAUCUAUCAGUACGCUAUCAAAUGAUACAAAUAAGUGUUGAUAAUUUACUCAAUUUUUUUAGUGGAAAACCGAUGGUUCAUCAAGUUAACUUAGAUAAUGCUUAA